CCUGCGAACAUAUCUAUAGAAUAGAUAGUAAUUAGUACCUACCUCCUACCUAGUAAGUAAGGACGAAGGUUAAUAGCAACUCCCUAAGUAUAAAAGUAGAAUCCCCCUCAGGUCUCACACAUAUUCUCACCUCAUCUUUAACACCUCAACACCUUUCAUACCCUAAACCAAGGAAACUCAUACUCCUAUAUACAAUUCUUACCCCUCUCUUCAAUACAAAGUUAUGGCUCCAACACCAGAGGAAGAGGCCGUACGUUCUACCAAUGAAUCCAAUGACAGAAGGGUGGAAAUCGAAGCUCCAAGGCCGAGCCAGCCUCAGACGCCCGUAGAUGAGUUGGGCAUGGCUGGCAAAGAUGGUUGGAUGGGGCUAUUUGAUAUCGACGAGGAGAUAGCCUCUAGCCUUCGUGGCAUGAGUGAUGAAGAGCUCCGUUCUUUCUCACUGACAUACGAGGAUUCAGCAUGCGACAAACACAUUGAAUUGCAAAUCUACACUUGUUUUCUUGUCUUCUUAAGGACGGGGUCACCGGAACACUUUCAACAAGCCAUUCAGCUAACGCGCAAAUGGAAUGAAACUCUAACGAUUGAUCAUUCUGAUCGCACUCGACGGCACCAAAUCGGCGACAUGAUGGUGGCCUGGGAGCUCCAGCUCAACCUCUUCCUAGAAGAUAAAUUAUCUUCACGAGAAGAAAAUGGUCGCGUAUCUACAUCCGACGAAAGCGACGAACCAUUUUAUCGAGCGGUAAUACUCCGCCAUGCCUACAAGCAGACUGGGAACGUUGAUGACCUGAGGGAAGCGAUUCGGAUAACAGAGGAGAUCGUAAAUAAAUCCCCCAUGUCCACAGCACUCGGGAAUUUAGCGGCUCUACUAGUAGAGCUGUACCAGCGGACAGGUUUGGGGGAUGACUUAAAUCGGGCUUUCGAGGUGGCAAAUACGGCAGUGGAUCUCGUACCUGAAGGCCAUCCUGAUCAAAACUCGUGCUUAGGUAACCUCGCAGCUCUACUUCCCAUCCGAUUUAAGCAGCUAGGUUCGGUGGACGAUUUGAACCGUGCUAUCGAAAUAACAGAGACGUUGGUAAAAACCGUACAUCAGAAUCAUCCUUCGCGAUCUAUAUACUUAACCAACCUUGGAAGUUGCCUCGGCUGGCGGUAUGAACUGGAGAAUUCCUUGAACGACCUAAACCGUGCCAUCGAAGUGGCGAUAAUGGCAGUCAACGCAAUGCCCCGAGACUAUUCUGAUCAAGCCGUUGGGUUGAAUACUCUCGGAGAGUUAAUUGGCCAACGAUUUUUGAGAACGGGCUCGGUUGAUGACUUGAACAAUGCCAUCGACAAAUUCAGUAAAGCAGUGGACACUACACCUGAGGGCAAUCCUUUUCGAGUUGGUUACAUGCGUAACCUUGGACUCUGGAUCGGCAGACGAUUUAGGCGAGAACAUUCGUUGGACGACUUGAACCGUGCUAUCGAUUUGGUAAAUAUGGCGGAAAAUGCCAUACCCCGAGAGCACCCUGAUCGACCCAAUAUCCUAAUCACCCUUGGCGCAUUUCUCGGUUGGCGGUGUCUCCGAACAGGUUCUACAGAUGACUUGACCCGCGCAAUUGACGCGGCGGGCAAGGCUGUAGAUUUUACGCCUGACGAAAAUCCUAUCCGGGCAUGUUGUUUAAAUAACCUCGCAUCGUUGCUCGGCGAACGAUUUAUGCGGAUGGGUGAAAUAGACGACCUGAAUCGUGCUAUUGACACAGCGGAUUUGGCUAUACAAAUCACAAAUAAAAACAUUGCCCGAGCUUCUCGGUUACAUAACCUUGGAGAGUUACUUGCCUUUCGAUUCAAGAAAACGGGUUCGGCGGAUGACUUAAACCGUGCCAUUGAUGUGGGGAACAUGGCGGUUGAUAUCAUGCCUCAAGACCACCCCGAGCGAUCUAACUUCUUAAUUGACCUUGGUACAUACCUCUGCUGGCGAUCUCAAAAUACGGGAUCUGCAGAUGACAUGAAUCAUGCGCUCUCCUAUUUCAAAGAAGGAUGGAGUUGUCAUACCGCCUCGCCAUCUAUGCGGAUUUCCCUAGCUGAUCGGGCCGCCGAAAUCCUCUGCUUGCAAUCUAAAUGGGGAGAGGCAGGCCAGUUGCUUAGGGAAGCUGUGAAUCUUCUCCCUACCGUGAGUCCACGGUCACUAAAGCAUACUGAUAAGCAGGAUACGCUCUCAAAAUUUGCUGGCUUGGCCUCUACGGCAGCAGCUGUAUCUCUAUAUGAGGCGGAAGACGAAGAGGGAGCAUAUCAUGCUUUGAAACUCCUCGAGCUCGGUCGCGGCAUUAUUGCUAGUGUAUUAAUGGAUAUGCGCGUAGAUGUCUCGGACCUCAAGCAGAAGUACCCCACCUUGGCAAGGGAAUUCAUAUCGAUUCGAGAUGAGUUAGACGAUCCAGUAGACAAACUGGCAUCUUUGAAUCUUAGCGACGAUGCGACUUUCUGGGAAUCCCACGUAAAAAGUCGUCGCGAAGCGGACCAAAGAUUCGGCGAGCUCAUUAAAACGAUCCGUGCGAAGCCAGAGUUUCACAACUUUCUUCUUCCUCCGACUAGAGAUGAAUUGAUUGCCGCCGCAGACCCAGAUCCCAUCAUUAUCGUUAAUUUAAGCUCAUAUCGGUGCGAUGCGUUCAUUAUCGAGCAUAAUCGAGUCAGAGUGCUGAAAUUGUGUAAUCUGACCCUCGAAGAAGUCCGAAAGCGAGUUCGGGAUCUGCGAUCAUCUCGUUUUGCGAAUAUGAUGCCGACGCUGAAAUGGCUCUGGGAGGUUGUUUGCCGCCCAUGUCUAGACGCAUUGGGGUUUCAGGAGCCCACAUCCACCGAAGAUUGUCCUCAUAUAUGGUGGAUUCCUACUGGGCUUCUCAGCCAGUUACCGCUUCAUGCAGCGGGAUGUCACCUUGAAAAGUCUACCGAUACCGUUCUUGACAGAGUCGUAUCUUCAUAUGCUUCGUCCAUCAAGACGUUAGUACACGGACGCAGACACCAUCUUGACAACCCCGCCCAGCUUCUGUCUAAUCAGGCACUUUUGGUUGCUAUGCACACAACACCAGGACUAUCUGGGAAUGGGGCUCUUAGAUUUGCCGGGGAGGAAGUGAGUAUGUUGAAAGGUCUUUGUCCAUCGCUUCAAUUAAUGCCAACUUCACCAACACUGCGCAAGGAGGAUAUAUUGGAGUCUUUAAGCGGAUGCAAAAUAUUCCAUUUUGCAGGUCAUGGGCGAUCGAAUCCAAUGGAGCCUUCUCAAAGUGCUUUGCUUCUUGAGGAUUGGCAAACCAACCCACUUACGGUAGGAGACCUACGCGACCGUAGACUUCAAGAGAGCCCGCCGUUCCUUGGUUACUUAUCGGCUUGCUCGACCGGGUCUAACGAGGCAGAAGAUCUCGCCGAUGAGGCAAUCCACCUCAUUGGUGCCCUUCAACUUGCAGGUUUCCGGCACGUCGUGGGAACACUCUGGGAAGUGUCGGAUGAGCACUGUGUUCACGUAGCGAGAGUUUUAUAUGAGACACUGCGCGACGAGGGGAUGACAGAUACCUCAGUCAGUCGAGGACUCCAUCGAGCUGUCAAACAACUGCGCGAUGUGGAGAUCAAGAGAGAGGUACAAGGGAGACAUGCUUCGUUGGUAGAUUCAAAGAUGGAGACAGGAGGGUACACCGGUUUUUUUUGGGUUCCCUACGUUCAUUUUGGCGUUUAGAGAUUGCAAGCUUAUCCUUAUCUCCGAAGUGGAGAAAGCCUCAUCCGGAAUCUAAGAUUGCAUCAGCCUACCUAGGUACAUUCUACGUAGGCAGGUACCUACCUAGGUACCUAGGUAUUGAUUAUCGAUUGAAAAAAAAAAAAAAAAAAAGAGGGAAAUAGAUUUCAAUUCUACUAAAUAAA
Annulohypoxylon maeteangense is the source of this 3876-nucleotide messenger RNA. Its product is annotated as CHAT domain-containing protein. Bases 224 to 3694 code for a protein of 1156 amino acids. The transcript has 3 exons. Gene Ontology annotation, molecular function: protein binding. The record is from RefSeq and is a predicted model, not a curated record. Lineage: Eukaryota; Fungi; Ascomycota; Sordariomycetes; Xylariales; Hypoxylaceae.